ACUGCACCAGUAGGGAGGGAAAAGUUCCCGACCAGACGAACGAAAGAUGCGGAAGCGGAUGAAGAAGUGGAAUCUGAAAACAAUGGCGGUAGAAUCAAGGACAAUUUGAGAAUUGUCAAAAAGAAUGGAAACCAGAGUAAAGUAGUGUACAGGGAUGAGAAUGACCAUUCGUAUCUAGGAGGAGUACGGUUUGUUAAAUGAGGAGCAGUUGAGCAUAGUACCAAUCUUGAAGAAACCAUUUGAGUUAUCCAAACUGUUGGAGAGAGUGCUGGGUAAAGUGAGGAGGCAGUCUUGUUUCGAUUUGUUUGUGCUUCUUCGGAUCAGAAGGGACGUGCGUUGUCUUAACCGAUUUGAUAAGUUUUAAGUCUCGUGUGUGUCUCUUCGGAACAGGGCAUCCCUCAAGGGGGUUAUGUCUGGUGGGAAGUCGAUUUUGAGGAGAUAUUUCUGGCUUGAUAGAAACACGUCGGAUGACUCGUGUGGUGAAUGGUGAAAAAGUGAAGUCUAACCGUUCUGUUCUUAUCUUUUAUUAUAUGGAGUCUCUCCCUACUCAAGUGCAGUUAGGGUAUAUCAACUAUAGAGUCAGAGCAUUUAUACCAAGACCAAUACAGUGUGAUCAUUGUGUAAAGCUUUUGGUCAUGUAGCAAGUGUUUGCAGAAGGGAGAAGCCGAGAUGUCCAAGUUGUGGAAAGAAUAAUAUUAUGUGUUAUAAAAGUGAUGAAUGUGACAUGUUGCAAUUUCGGAGGGAACCAUGAAGCCACGUCUUCCUAAUGCCCCACGAGGGUGAAAGAGAAUGAGGUGGCCAAAGUCAGGGUUGUACAGAGCAUUUCAUAUGUAGCAACUGUGAACAUGUUUUGAAUGGUAGUGGAUAAGUCCUACACUGCAGGCUGCAGGGGUCGCCUUUCAUCAGCAGGAUCCUGACAUGUUGAAGGUUAAGAAGGUGGACUGAAAGAUUUAUCAGCGAAGGAGUUAUAUCGAAUAUUGGCACAAGCCCUUACCACCCUCUCAGGGAGAAACUUCUUUCAGUUAUCCCUGUUUGUUUUGGCAAUGUAGAAUUGUAUUCGGGUGGAUUAAGUUAGUUUCACUAUUACGUAUGGAUUCAUUUAUUUGAUUUGGUUUCAAACCGUCCAGUUGGUGGCGGCAAUACACCUUUUGGGGUGUAGUUCGCCAUAAAGCCCACAGAAGUGCGCAUGCUCAACACUUGGCUUGGGUUUGUUUUUGGUCGGCAGCAUGGUUUCUACUGUAGCCGGUAUGGCAGCGAUGUAUGUUGCUCCAUGAGGCAGUGAAGGAGAGCCUUUCAUUCGCACUGAGUGAGAGGGAACAAGCAAAGGCCAUGGCGGGGGUAUUCGACAUUGAUUUGGAUCAGCAGGACGAAAAUGUGUCUGAGGACGAACUCGAGGAUGGAAUCCAAAUGAGCGAGUAUGGGCGGCAAUGCAGCGGGUUUGAAUUUAACAUGGAUGACUGUGAAAAGUUUGAAAUCUCUGAAGACAGCGUCAACAAAGGAAUGGAGCAGAUUCGUCCGGAAUGCUUUGAGUUGCUCCGAGUUUUAGGAAAAGGAGGCUAUGGAAAAGUUUUUCAAGUUCGUAAGAUGUCGGGUGCCACUUCGGGAAAGAUCUUCGCUAUGAAGGUCUUGAAGAAGGCCAUGAUAGUGCGUAACGCUAAGGACACAGCUCACACCAAGGCAGAGAGGAACAUCCUGGAGGAGGUGAAGCACCCGUUCAUAGUGGACCUCAUCUAUGCCUUCCAGACAGGGGGCAAGCUGUACCUCAUCCUGGAGUACCUUUCUGGCGGGGAGCUGUUUAUGCAAUUGGAAAGAGAGGGGAUCUUUAUGGAGGACACAGCGUGCUUCUAUCUGGCAGAGAUUUCCAUGGCUUUGGGACACCUGCAUCUGAAAGGCAUCAUCUACAGAGACCUGAAGCCAGAGAACAUCAUGCUCAGCAACAACGGUCACGUCAAGCUCACAGACUUUGGCCUGUGUAAAGAAUCAAUCCAUGACGGCACUGUUACUCACACCUUCUGUGGCACCAUAGAAUACAUGGCCCCAGAGAUCCUGAUGAGGAGUGGACACAACCGGGCUGUAGACUGGUGGAGCCUGGGAGCUCUCAUGUAUGACAUGCUGACAGGAGCACCACCAUUCACUGGGGAAAACAGGAAGAAGACCAUUGACAAAAUCUUAAAGUGCAAACUGAACCUGCCACCUUACCUCACACAAGAAGCUAGGGAUCUUCUGAAAAAGCUGCUGAAACGCAAUGCCUCGUUACGGCUGGGGGCAGGCCCAGGAGACUCCUCAGAAAUCCAGAGCCACCUGUUCUUCAGGCAUAUUAAUUGGGAUGAUCUUCUCGCUCGCAAAGUGGAGCCUCCAUUCAAGCCUUUUCUGCAAUCAGCUGAUGAUGUGAGCCAGUUUGACUCCAAGUUCACUAGCCAGACUCCCGUGGACAGCCCUGAUGACUCCACGCUCAGCGAAAGUGCCAAUCAAGUCUUCCUGGGUUUUACGUAUGUAGCCCCCUCCGUCCUCGAAAACAUCAAGGAGAAAUUCCCCUUUGAGCCAAAAGUCAGCUCACCAAGGUUUCUGGGAAACCCAAGAACACCAGUGAGCCCAGUGAAGUUUGCUGUGGGGGACUGCUGGCCCCGGGCCCUCACCCAGGCUGGAACCUCGUCCCUUGGGGGUUUUGGGUCUGGAGACCAGCCCAUGGAGGUUGGUGUGGAGCAGAGGGCCAUUUCCUCCAACGAGGUGUCUGCCCCCCUGCCUAUCAGAAAGCCCUCUGGCAACACCACCACAGGCGGCCCCUUCAAGAAGCAGGCCUACCCCUACCCCAUCUCCAAACGGCCCAAGCACCUCCAGAUGAAUCUAUGACACUGCUCCAUCUAGAACUUCUCUUUCCUAAAUCCUCCAUUCACUUAUUUUUUUCUUUUAAGAGACUUAUAGAAAUUAAAUAAAUGACUGACGAACCGUCGGCACCAUUCACCAGCUCCUUCAGAUGCACCUUCCAUCCCUGCCUCCUUCCUUUCCUUCCAUCCCUGCCUCCCUCCUUUCCUUCCAUCCCUGCUUGCCCCUCUCUCCCUGGUUGGGCAGCUUGGCAGCCACACAGGGCUUUCCACCCUAGCAGAUAUGACAAACUAUAGGAGCCUCCUGUUAGGGAGAGGAGGAACUAGGGAGAGAACUCCCUCCCACCAAUUAGAGCUUUAGUCAGACAGCAAGAGGUCUUGACUACUUCCUUCAGCCCUGUAGAGUAUAUCUGGAGGAAGAGAUGAGAGCAGUGCUGCUAGAUGCUGCUGUCAGAUUCCGGUGUGCUCCACUGGGCUGGCUUCUCAUGACACGCUGGUGCUUUGUACUUUAGGUGAGUGGGGACAGUGUUACUCCUGAUGCAGCAGUGCUUUCCCUCACCAGGAGUGAGACGUUAUUGAUCAAUGAAACUGGGUAAUAGACUUUUAAAGCCUGAGGGUGGAGAUGAUUCCCCCUUAAAUGCCUCUACUUCAUUUUUAGAACUUGCUGACGAGGGGUUACAGGAUCCAUUGUAGCUGAAUACAGUAGAUGGAGUCAAUCACAGUGACACAAUGUACACAGAACACAAUAUUCACUGUAGACUUAGUUAUCCUGCUAUAGUGUAUUACAUUGUUCAAUUUAUAUAAAAUAUGGAAUCAACAAUGCCUUUGUCUGCUUUGUCACUUGAACAUCCCAUCAGGAUAAAUCUUGUAGAAUAUGUCUGGGCCGUGUUCUGUAUGUAGAAAACGUAUUGACACUGAGUGAAACAGGAAGGUACAACCUGAACUCGUCCAAUGAGAACAUCAAUUUCCCUGAUCCCUACUUAACAUAACCCUGAGCCACGUUCAGUUGCCAAACGUUGUUGUAUGUUGCCGAUAGAAAUGGCAUGAAUAAAGCUGACAUGAUUCCUUGUUCUGCAUAUCACAUUUAUACCUGAACGUUGUGUUCUGCUGAACACGCCCCACGUGUGGUGUCAUUGAUGGAGGGGCAGCUAAAAACACAGAAAAACACGAUGUGUACUAUUUCAGCUGAAUGCAUCACCUCCUGCCCCACUUAUCCUACAAUACCAAAUGCUGACACUGCUUUACCAGUCUGACUGGAUCUCUAGGUAGAUGGAAAACCUUUAUGUAUGUAGUAUGUUUUUGCGUUGAAUGUAAACUGACUCGAUGCCUUUUCGAGUGUCACUUACUCAGAUGACCCACAAGUUGUCCACGAUUAUGAUGCAUGCAGGUUUAUUAUAAUAUUAUGGACCUAUUUUUUUUUUGCGUGCGUCUGCCAAUUUGUGAUGGUCAGAGACCAACCGAGAGCUUGUCUUUUUUUAUUUUUAUUGAAAGAAGCAAAGCAUUGAGGCCAAAUUCUCAUCACCACUGCCUUUUAGUGUUUAGCUAAUCGCCAGGUUGCAUUUUUCUAAUAAUGUACCUGGCUAGGUGCUUCAUAGAUGCCUCCCUCAGUCUUUAUGCAGUCUUGGUGAUAUCAGUAGGGCUAGUACCUCUGAUUCCAUUUUAACUAGGGAUUGUUAGAAAUAUGGUGUGACUUGAAGCUUAUGUAUGCAUGUAUGUGGUCUUUAACUGUCUUAGCCUCUGGAGAAAAGCCAUUUGAUCCUCCUCUUCCCCAAACAGGAACAUUUGUCACAUUAAUAAUCAUCCAAUCAUAAGGUUCUGUCUAGAUGAAGGCAGCAUGCUUCCUGAGACCUUAACGUGAAGUUAUUCCUUUCUGUCUGGAGAUGUAACAAUAUUUGCUCCAGUGAGUUUAGGUACUGUAGUUUCCCCCCACCAUGGAGCUAUCAGAUUCACAUGACCAAGAUAACUAUCAUGUUUAAGUGUGUGAUUUGAUAAACUUGAAAAUAUGCCUCAUUCAAUAAGCAAACAAUUGUACUAUUCUGUAUAUUUUUGAACCAGGCAGUAUUAUUUGGGUCGUUCUGUGGAAUCUGUUAGGCUUACAUUAUGACUGAUCGGUGUGUGUCCCUCUACAAACCUAAGUCCUGUUCAAUUCAAUUUAAUGUGUAUCCUGACAAAGGAUUUCCUAUUCCAAGAAUGAGGUUUAUUAAAAUAUACAUUUUCACCCCCCUGUCUGCUUGUCAGUGAAGGAAUGGACAAAUUGCUUUGGCUUCAGGUUCCAUUGGAGAGGAUGUUUGGUGUGCUUCAGAGCAAAUUUCACCCCCACAGUGACCAUGGCUUACCUUUUUCAAUAUAUUUAUAAUCCAACUUCUGUUUUAUUAUUUAUAAGUGCCAUUAUAUAUUUUUUUCCACUGCAUCAGUCACACUAUGCAAACAAUGUAUUUAUUGUAUAUUCAGUUUUAAGGUCAGGCACACAUGGAUCUUUUGUAAAUUGCUGCAUUAUGUUUCAAAAAUGUCUUUAAGUAUAUGUUUUUUCCAAUGAAUCUCUUUUGAGAAACCUCAAAAUGCAGCAGUUUGUUCUUUAGUUUGGAAUAAAGAAUGUCUUAAUAUGUAAGGUGCAAAAUACAAUCCUAUUGUACAAGGGACAAGUUUAGAAAGUAACUUUUUGAUCAUCUUGUACCGGCUUCUUUAAUUCUGAAAACUUGAUAUUUAAUAUGAUGCCUGUUGAAACAGGGGCAGUUUAGGUGUGUAUGAUGAAAAAUAGUCACUGAUGCAAAAACUAAUGGGGGGUUGGGGAUGUGCCUUUCUUGAAGAAAUUGCAUGUAUUUUCAGAUGUGUAUGGAAUGUUAAAGAGGAAGAUGAUUGGACCAUAUGUUUCUAUCUCUAGUGGUAUAGGGUCUUUGAAUGAUGAAGUGGUUUUCUGUGCUGCUCUAACCUGUUGAUACUGAAAUUAUCUGAACGAUACUGAUGUGAGUGAUUUCUCUCAAGUGGUUUUGGAGUUUGAGGACCUUUUUAUAGUUGUGUUCAACGGAAACAAAAUGAGUGAGCCUUUGGGAACAUGAAUAUGAUUGAUCUACUCAUUAGAAGACUGCUGCAAACAGUUUAUCAGAAUCAAUAAUUUACCCCUAUAUUUAUUCCUAGACAUUUCAGGGGGGUUGGAUGUUGUGUAACAUGUAAGUGGAUGGAUGUGAACAAAAUAAAAAGCAUUACCGAGUUGAA
This is a messenger RNA of Salmo salar (Atlantic salmon), 6035 nucleotides long. Its product is annotated as ribosomal protein S6 kinase beta-1. Gene Ontology annotation, molecular function: protein serine/threonine kinase activity; ATP binding. Gene Ontology annotation, biological process: signal transduction; protein phosphorylation. NCBI's taxonomy places the organism in Eukaryota, Metazoa, Chordata, Actinopteri, Salmoniformes, Salmonidae. The record is from RefSeq and is a predicted model, not a curated record.